GGGUUCCCGCUGGGGCCCAACGAGCCAACACUGCCUCGUACCAGGGCUGACCAAGGAGCCAGGGAGGCAGGCCAACAAAGCAAGGAUGAACGGGCAGCUUGCCUCCCGUUCUUAACGUUAGGCAACCGACCGUCUCGUUGACCACCUCCCAGACACCUCCCAACUUCUAUCGUCCAUAUCCGCCAGCAACUCACGCUUCCAAAUCAAGUCAGUUGUCGAGCUCAAGGCAAUAACGAAGAAACCCGCCAACGAAACCCACCAACCCAAACUCAACCCUAUUCUCCACCCCCCGCAACGAUGGCGACCGCCCAAGCCAACUGCCCCGUCGUCGGCACGACCAACAGCACGCUCCCGCCGUCGCACCCGGACGUCGACCUCUCGCAGCCGGGGCAGACGUGCCCGGUAGUCGGCGCCACGACGGACCACCACUCAAACCUCCACCGUCACCCCGAGGUGCCCAUCCCCGAGGACCGCGCGGCGGGCGACGCGUCCGCCUGCCCGGUGCUCAACAACCGGCUCGUCAACGAGGACAAGAGCAAGGCCAUGGACGACGACGUCUGCCCCGUCGUCGGCACCGCCACCACCGUGCUCCCGCCCGACCACCCCGCCACCGAGGGGAAGGAGGACGGGGCUGUUUGCCCUGUUACCAAGGCCAAGGUUGGACAUCAUAAGGGGAAGCUGCAGGGGCAUCCGGUUGUUGAGGGUGCUGGGGAGGGGGCGGUUUGCCCCGUUGCUGGUGUCAAGGCUUAGGAGGGGCAGGUUGGGAUGUUGUUUGGGAAAUCAUGCAGCGUGAUCAGGGACAGCGCGCGUGUGAGGGUCUUGUGUCUAUGAUAUCACGCGGGUUUAGUUUGCUUGGAUCUCGCAUCAUCACGAAUACCAUCUAUUAGUUUUGAUGCAAAUCGUUUAUUUCGUUCCCAGCUUGUUGGAUGUUUCGCUGAACUUUUCGCUGAACUUGCCGCAGGAAGAGGCUCGUUAUCUUAUCGCAUCUCCCGCUGUUGGGCUGUUGGUGGGGGGUCGCAUUUUCUCCCCGCAAUUCUGUGCCUGAAUUUUCUGCCGCCCAAUUUGUGCCUCUUUCACUUGCC
Messenger RNA from Chaetomium fimeti, 1082 nucleotides. RefSeq lists its product as uncharacterized. The record is from RefSeq and is a predicted model, not a curated record. The transcript has a single exon. NCBI's taxonomy places the organism in Eukaryota, Fungi, Ascomycota, Sordariomycetes, Sordariales, Chaetomiaceae. The coding region runs from base 298 to 750 and encodes 150 amino acids.